Molecule: messenger RNA, 2768 nt
Organism: Salvelinus fontinalis (brook trout)
Lineage: Eukaryota; Metazoa; Chordata; Actinopteri; Salmoniformes; Salmonidae
Product: tropomyosin alpha-3 chain
Exons: 8
Coding region: 672-1418 (248 amino acids)
Biological process (GO): muscle contraction; actin filament organization
Cellular component (GO): actin filament
Molecular function (GO): actin filament binding
Source: RefSeq, a predicted model, not a curated record
UACUCAAUGCUGACGUUAUCAUUUUUUACUUUCCUUCUGGGGACCAACUAGUGUUCUAGGGGCUGACUCUGGAUCAGCAUUCCAGUUUAUUGUCUACGCCAGACAUUUGGGUGUGGAGCAAGUCGGAAGUGGGUUGAAAAGGAAAGAGCUGAACCAAGCGGGCAGGGCAUAGUGAUUUGGAGACAGUGGAGAGAACGGACAGCAAAUCCCUUGUUAAGCCAAUUUUGAAUUCAUUCGUUUGAUUGAGCUUAAAUUAUAACCACGUGCAAUCGGAAGAAUUCGUCCCAUUUUCCACAGCGGAAGCCAAUGAAUUGGGACUGUUCGCUUGCCACGUCUGUAGAAUUAAAAAAAACUAAAACAUUUUUUGCGUCUUCCUGGCAAAUGAUAGCAGCAGAAACUAUUUGAAACAUCUAACCGGAUUAGGCUACUUUAAGAACACGAAUUUUGGACGAAAUUAGGUUAGACCAGUGUCAAUUUUAAGUGCGUUAUUGAGUGUCCCUGCUGUUUGGAGGAAGAACGCAUAUUCCCACGCCACUACAAUCAACGUUUGACCAUUUGGCAGGGCGUUGCUGCUUUUUUUUUCUCCCGUUCUGAAGAACUCGUGCCGAAGUUAACAGUUUAAAGGGGGGAAAAACUAAAUUGGAAUAGCCUACUCUCUCAAACACAAGAAAAUGUCUGGAAACAACAGUAUCGACGCGGUUAAGCGAAAGAUCAAAGUUUUACAGCAACAGGCAGAUGAAGCCGAAGAGCGAGCUGAACUUCUUCAGCGACAGGUCGAGGUGGAGAAAACAUCAAGAGAACAGGCUGAGGCUGAAGUUGCUUCCCUGAACAGGCGCAUCCAGCUGGUUGAGGAGGAGUUGGACAGGGCCCAGGAGAGACUGGCGACCGCUCUGCAGAAACUGGAGGAGGCAGAGAAGGCUGCGGAUGAGAGUGAGAGGGGCAUGAAGGUGAUUGAGAACAGGGCCCUGAAGGAUGAGGAGAAGAUGGAGCUACAGGAGAUCCAGCUGAAAGAGGCCAAGCACAUUGCUGAGGAGGCUGACCGCAAGUACGAGGAGGUGGCUCGUAAGCUGCUGAUCAUCGAGGGGGAUCACGAGCGCACAGAGGAGAGGGCAGAGCUUGCUGAGGCUAAAUGUGCUGAACUGGAGGAGGAGCUGAAAAACGUCACCAAUAACCUUAAGUCCCUGGAGGCCCAGGCAGAGAAGUACUCCCAGAAGGAGGACAAGUAUGAGGAAGAGAUCAAGAUCCUGACUGACAAGCUCAAAGAGGCUGAGACUCGUGCUGAGUUUGCUGAGAGGUCUGUGGCCAAGCUGGAGAAGACCAUAGAUGAUCUGGAAGAGAGACUGGCCAAUGCCAAGGAGGAGAACCUCAAGAUCCAUGCCACCCUGGACCAGACCCUGCAGGACCUCAACAGCUUCUGAGAACCCCCCCCCCACACUUCUCUUUCUGUCUCUCCUUUCUCCUCACUCUGCUGUCGUGGUGUCAAGGUAGGAAAAAUCCCCACUGGGGGUUUACCCUUGUGAUGCUGAAGCAUGCCAAAACCACUAUUUACUAUGACACCUUUAUUCUCAACAGCUUUGAUUGUUCUUGUUAAACAUUGUUCUUCAAUGUGACAUAUUGUGGAAGCGCUUGCCUUUAUCCAUUGGAAUGGUCUUUAAUAGGGACACUCGGUCAUACUUAUGUGGUCUACUAUACCAUCUUCUCCUUGCUUGAAUGUGGCUAGCAUGACUGCCUUUAAGGAUUCCUUGCCAAGUUAACGAGAACACGGUCAGUCCACUCACCCAUAGAAUAUCCCAUUUUAGUUUCCAGCCAUUCAAGAUCAACCAUAGAAAAGGGGGAAACGGAGCACAUGAUUUUUGCCAGCCAUUUACUACAUAGGAUUAUUCACUUCUGACUUCAGUCCUGCUGUUGUAUUCCCUGGACUGGUUCUAUGUUCUGUAACACCGUCCUUUAACGCCUAAACCCUCAAAGUUCACACAUCUGAAAGUGCUGAAGUGGUAAGCAAGAUUUGAAGAAGCUCCACUUGGUCUAUCAUAGGGUUGGGCCAUCACUGCGUUGCUUUGGCCUUUGCAAUCCUUUAUGAUUAGUUGAUGCCAAAAUUAAUUAGUGGAUAGGGUCCAAAAUGGAACUAGGCUUCUUUCCGUCCUUCUAUACAGUAUAUCCCUUUUAUCCUGCCCUUUGCCUAAUUUACACCAAUACAGUUUGGGACAAAAACCACAUUGGGUGGUCUGGAUUUGAUGAUGUCCAAGCUGUAUCAUGCAAUCAAGUUUUUUUUUCUUUCUAUUCCUUAGGGAUAUGCAUAAUUUGUUUGAUAUUUUGCCUCGUAUGUGUUUUCUCCUACUGAAACCAUAGCCACUAUCAAAAAACAGUCCGGCACUUGUUGGCACUAAUUAUUUGGCCUGAACUCUCCAAUCCAUUUUUUUAAACAAAUUGGUUUUUUGAUCUAUUACAUCACAUCUUCUCACAUCAGAUCUUUUUCAGAGCUGAUUGGUCAAAAUGCAGCCUUUAGUUUGAGAAGUCUAUAGUGAGGUUGUUGGGUUCAAAAAUCAAUGGCCAUCACUUUGCCAGUACCAUGCCAAUUAUAGAAAAUGGGUUGGGUAUUUAAACCUAUACUAUAAGUAGGAUUUAAACUACAACACGUAAAAUAAUUAAGACCUCAAUGUUUUAACUGGAAAUUCACCCAGAGAUGUAUAACCACUUUGUUACAGUCUUGUUCCAUUGUAAUGACGUUUUCUUUGAAUAAAGACCAUGGUUUUUACUGCCAUACAAAA